UUAGUGGGGUGAAUACAUGCCGUCGCGCUCACUCGUAUUAUUCGGGCAAAUUGACGGGAUGUUUAGAGCAAAUGAUUGAGAUUAUGGCCAUUGAUCAGCCCUUUCUCAUGACCUAGUUCACGUGACCUGACAAGUGAUUGUAUAAAAAUGCUCAUUCUGAAAGUGAAGUGGAAGUUUAACAUAACCACACUAUAUUUGAUUUAAUACAGACCUCGGUGUUUUAUUACUAUUAGUAGUCGACGGAAAGAUCGUGAAUGUCAUAUGAACAUAAAAUAUGAACAAAUUUGUGAGUGUAAUAGAACGUCGCAGUUUCGUAGACUCCCGUGUCGACAAACUCUAGGUAUAAGCCGGCACCCAAGGAUUAAGGAUAUUUUUAUUUUUUAAAUAUUUUUUUUGACCAGCAAUGUCUCCAGCUGCAGAUAACUCUGUAUACUGCCUCACAACUAAACGUAAAUGGGAUUACAGUAAAUAAAGCAAACUUUGGGUACAGUGUUAGAGAAAACCGGCUUAAUUUCUUAUAGGUUGUGACCAAUAUCAGACCGAAACCUGCAUCUUUAUUUUUGUUUUCGAUUAUUGCCGAACAAAGUGAUACAACCUGGAAACCCUUUUUCCAUAUAUAAGUACAUAGCAAACGGCACAGAAAUCAAACAGCCGCCAGCCCUGAGGUACUCAAGCGCUGACCCCGGAACUGUUUUUUGAAGAAUUUAGAAUGAUUUUUGAUUCCAGUCUUACGGAAGUUCUUGACUGUUGAUUGUAAAUAUUAAUAUAAACCCAAGAUUCAGAAAAAAAAAAACUGUGGUAAUAAUGGUGGGUCAAAACUGAGUCAUAUUGUAGCAGUAGUUGAUGUCUGCAAGGUUUAAAUAUGGAGACAUUCCGCUCUAGGUAAGAAAUAGAAGAGAAAUAUUAGUGCAAGAGCUGGAUUGGUUCGGCCUUUAAAGGAUUGGGGCCCUUUCUGGAAAAGAUGAAACGACGCUGCAGCUAAACGCCUUCUACUUGAGGUCAUGGCGAGGCUUGUGAUGCCGAAGAAGUGACGUGUGGUAUAGGAGUAGUAGUUGUAGGUUGUGACAAUGAUGUCUGGGGGUCGCGGAUACGUCGGGUUGAUGGCAGCGGCGGUGAUGGUAUUGGCUGUCACAUACCAUGAUGCCAGCGCCGCUCGCACCACCCGCCAGCUCAGCCCGAGGACGGUGAGGACCAAGUACGGCGCUCUACGGGGCCUGGUGGUGAACUUGGGUGUGCGCGGACUAGGGAACGCGGAGAUGUUCCUGAGUGUGCCCUACGCUUCGCCGCCGAUAGGCAAUUUGCGAUUCAUGCCCCCGGGGUCACCUGUGCCCUGGCGGGACGUGAAACAGGUGGACCACCCAGGCCCCGUGUGCCCUCAGCGCCUCCCGGACAUCAGGAACGAAACGGAAGCGCUAAGGAACAUGAGUCGAGGACGCUAUCAGUACCUUCGGCGUCUCCUGCCAUACUUGAGGAAUCAGAGUGAGGACUGCCUCUACCUCAACAUCUACACGCCGGCCGGAGGUAAAGUCGGCUGUUCGCGUUGGCGGUGGUGAAACUGGGUAGUGACUUUUUUUCU
Molecule: messenger RNA, 1576 nt
Organism: Penaeus monodon (black tiger shrimp)
Lineage: Eukaryota; Metazoa; Arthropoda; Malacostraca; Decapoda; Penaeidae
Product: neuroligin-1-like
Exons: 1
Coding region: 1068-1553 (161 amino acids)
Biological process (GO): chemical synaptic transmission; presynaptic membrane assembly; postsynaptic membrane assembly
Cellular component (GO): synapse; cell surface; postsynaptic membrane
Molecular function (GO): signaling receptor activity; neurexin family protein binding
Source: RefSeq, a predicted model, not a curated record